Messenger RNA from Loa loa (African eye worm), 876 nucleotides. RefSeq lists its product as hypothetical. The record is from RefSeq and is a predicted model, not a curated record. Bases 1 to 876 code for a protein of 291 amino acids. The transcript is spliced from 5 exons. Lineage: Eukaryota; Metazoa; Nematoda; Chromadorea; Rhabditida; Onchocercidae.
AUGGUUUUUAGAUGGUUCAAGCUGAUCUCGGAUCAAAUUGAUCUCGUCAAAUGUGAAAAUAUCAACGCACAACCUAAUAUCGGUUCAUUUGAUAUGGAUGCAACAGAUAACGCACAGUAUCACACAGAAGAUGUAGAUUUCUUUGAAAGAGUACAAAUUUCGACUCAUCCACGGCUUGUUAGUGCCAACGAAAUAACAAUACAACAACCAACGAUCUUGGAACGUGCUCAGCCAAUUUUGACUCUUACGGAACGGUUACGACGUAAUGAUGAAUUAAUUAUGAAAGCUUUGCUUGAUAAGCAGACAAUAUUGGCCCAGUUUCUUCCUGGACCAAAUAAGAGUAACAUUGCUGAAUUGGAAAAGUUAACGGAACAGCUAGCUGGUAUGGCUGUUACGGAAUUGAAACAACGAGAUGGUCAAGAACUAGCACUGAGCGCAAUUGUACACGGGAAUCGCUUACUUGAUGCAAUAAAUCAAGGUCUGAGUGCACGGAAAGAUGUGGAUGAUUCGAGUAGUGAUGCUGUAGUGGUUAAAUUGGACACUGUUGAAAAUGAUGUCCCAACAGUUGCUUGUUAUAAAUUGACCGCUAUCGCAGCACCAUUAAUGAAUCAUUUGAAAGCGAUGAUGCAAGUUAUUCAAGAUCAGCAGAAUGAAAUUAAAACGAUCAAACAACAACUUCAUCAAUACAAAGAACUUGCGAACAGUACAAAUCGAGCUGAUAAUAAGGAAUCGGUAACGGAAUGUGUUGACUGUAAGCAGGUAUUACCUGAUGCGGAAGCGGAAAGGCGUAAGCGAUUGCAAACUAAACGACAGCGCAAUACAGCAGUAACUCUGUCGGCAACAUCCAUAUAUCCUCAUUCUCCGACAAAUAGUUGA